UGUCCCUGAAUCCGUCAUGGAACAGAUCAAUGGAUCUCUUCAGAUGGAGCAUGCACUGCUGUUCACCUUUCUGGAGGCAUCCUCUGACUGUAAGUUCAAAGACCAGCUGCAAUUCCUGCAAAGCCAACAGAUCAUGUGGUGCCAAGGAAGUGGUGAUGAUGAUGAUGAGCUUCAGACCGAUGGCAAUCGGAGUGGCCACUUUCAGAAUGAAUUGCCUCCAACAAAUGAAGAAGUUAUCCGGAUCAUUGCUGCUCAGCUUGCUGAGAUUGGAGACCAGCUGGAUAAAGAAAUCCAAGGAAGAGUAGUAGAGAACCUAGUGCAGCACUUUCUGAAUGAGCAACUGUCUAGAGAGGACAUAGCCCUGCACAUGUCCAGGGUAGUGAACGAGCUUACACAAUUAAUCCCCUCAGACAUGGCACAGGAGAAGGCCAUGUUGGUGCUAGCAAUGGUCUUAACUAAGAAAAUUUUGAACAGAGUGCCCUCCCUUCUACACCGUGUCUAUAAUGCCACUGUGAACUACAUGAACCAGCAGUUCCACGACUACAUUGUUGAAAUGCUGGGUGAGUGAGCUCUCCAGCCCUGUGUGGAGCAUGUGGAUUCCUGAAGACUUUCCUUGAUGGAUGGAGAUAACUUGAUUUACUCUUAACUUCUGAGAUACAGCUGUGAAAGGGAUGGUGGAGCUUCAUAGAUAGGCUUUUGUAGACUAGCACAGCAGUAAUAGUAGUUUGAGCUGCCUGCCAGCUCUGUCAGUACCUGUAGGGAGUAGUGCUUGCCUCUCUCCUUUUACAAUAUUUUUUAUUUUAGCAGCAGCCACCUUUGUUCAGUCUGCCUUGUGCCUCCAGAGGCCCAGGGCCUGCCUUCUCAGUGUGUCUUUUUUCUAAGCAGCUGUAACAUUUUGCUUUAGUUAUUCACUUCCUAGCCCUGCUUCUGCAGCUGAGCCAUACUGAGUGUUGUUCCCAGGAAGGCCUCAGGCUAUGGAAUGGG
This is a messenger RNA of Cinclus cinclus, 984 nucleotides long. It is a transcript of the gene BID, whose product is annotated as BH3 interacting domain death agonist. The record is from RefSeq and is a predicted model, not a curated record. Bases 17 to 568 code for a protein of 183 amino acids. The transcript is spliced from 5 exons. Gene Ontology annotation, biological process: positive regulation of extrinsic apoptotic signaling pathway; positive regulation of release of cytochrome c from mitochondria; apoptotic mitochondrial changes. NCBI's taxonomy places the organism in Eukaryota, Metazoa, Chordata, Aves, Passeriformes, Cinclidae. Gene Ontology annotation, cellular component: mitochondrion; cytosol; cytoplasm.